GUUUAAUUGUUGAUAUUAAGUACAUACAUUUUGAAUAUAUUAUUAUUUAGUUUCAUCUGACCCAGUUAUUAUUAACAACAGUAAAAAUGGUAAAACCACCUACAGCCAAAAAGGAAAUGGUAAGCAGGUUUCACAAAUCCAAAAUAUAGUUACCUAUCUCCCGAUUGAUAGCAACACGCGUUGUUCGCCUAGUCUAAAAUGACACUCAUUAAUAACAUGGUUUUCUAUUGGUAAAGAAUUUGCAGAUCAGUUUAAUAGAUCCAGAUCCCCCCACCAAAACCAUACUAACUCAUAAACUUUAGGUACCUCUUCAUGAUUAUUUAUCUCUCAUUUACUUAUUUGUACUUUUUUAAGUUUUACCAAUGUUAAAUAAAAUACAAAAUGUAAUACAAAACACUAUUAUUAGGUACUAGCGGACGCAUGAAACUUCGUCCUCCUGAAAUUCAGUUUUUCAGAAAUCCCGCGGGAAUCAUAGUACUUAUGUUGAUCAAUAACCUCCUCUGUCUUCCAGUGAAAAUUCCAUUACAAUCAAAACGCUAAAGGCAUACAGACAGAAAGACAAAAAAAAUAUUAAAAAGCUUGAUUGUGUUUUGGUAUCGUGUAAAUAACUAUUUAUAAAUGCAGCACUUGAUAUUAAACACUUACUUUGAAAUCACAGACAUACACUUAAUUUUUUUUUAUAUGUAUUGAUAAGUUUAGAUAAUUUAUUGGCGAUCACUCCGGUUCUUUACCAAUUUACAGAAAACUGGUAGACGCCGCACAGUUUCCGUUAGUGGGGAUAGUAUAGCUUCCCAACAGUAAAAUAUUUUUCAAAUCGGUUCAGUAGUUUCAGAGCCUAUUCAAUGCAAACAAACAAUCGAAUCUGUCCUCUUUGUAAUAUUAGUAUAGACUAGCGGACGCCCGUGACUUCGUGUGCGUGAAACCCUACCUACUACUACCCUACCUUACUCCCACUCUACAGCUACCCUACCAUACAGGGGAUAAGUAGGGACUCAAAACUACCCCUACCUUACCCCUAAUUUUACUCCUACCCUACCUCUACCAAACCCCUACCCUACCCUACCCUGCCCUACUCCUACCAUACGGCUAUUCUAGCACGCGACGGAAGCUUAAAAAAUGGAGUAACUAUAAAUGUUGGGAAAACGGUAGAACGUUUUCCCAACAUUUCCCUUCACUGCUCUGCUCCUAUUAAUCGUAGCGUGAUGUAAAGUAUACUAUAACCUGCCCAGGAGUAUGAAGAAUAAUUGUACCAAGUUUCGUUAAAAUCCGUCGAGUAGUUUUUGUUUCUAUAAAGAACAUACAGACAGACAGACAGACAGACAUACAGACAGAAAGACAGACAGACAGACAAAAAUUUUACUGAUUGCAUUUUUGGCAUCAGUAUCGAUCACUAAUCACCCCCUGAUAGUUAUUUUGGAAAUAUAUUUCAUGUACAGAAUUGACCUCUCUACAGAUUUAUUAUAAGUAUAGAAGAUAAGCAUAAGCAUAACUGUUAUUAUUUCCAAGUUAUCAUGAUAUCAUGUUAGACUAGUCGCACACACACACAAAUGCUAUGUAUAUAAUUAUACCUGUAUAUUAAUUUAAAGCGUGAUAACAGGAUCCUGAGCUACUUAUGAAGAUCAAAUUCCGAGCGAAAUGUUUGUUUCGGGCUUUAGGUCGUAUGGUAAUGGCUAAUGCGUAUUGGCUAAUUGAGGGGGUAGACCAUUAUGAAGGCUUCGACGACGUGAAGCGGCGGGUGGAACAAGCAGUGAGGGGGAAGGCUAAGAAAAAACAGUUGCUCACUAUAAAAGAUAAAGCCCUUUUGAAUAAGAAUGCUGAAGAGCGUACAGAUAAAGAAAAAUCUUACAUAUACCGAAUUAUUGGAGGACUCAAAUGUUUCAAACGAUAUCCAAAUCACGUUAAGAGGAAAUUAGCAGCGGUAACGUAUUACAAGUACUACGGUCCAGGACGUGUUAUCGUUCGUCAACACCAUGAGGCCCAUGCCCUGUAUUUCGUCAUAAGCGGUGACGUCGUGGUCAGCCAGCUUGUGUUUGAUGAACUCAUCCAACAGUUUGUUUCUGUGGAGAUUGGGGUCAUACAUUCUGGCGAUAUGUUCGGAGAAGUUUCCUUGUUGCAUAACAUACCGAGGACCGCUACUGUAACUACAACUGGUCACUGUGAACUUUUGGUACUUAUGAAGGAGGACUUCAAGAAUGUACUUCAAGCAUCCAUUCAGAAACAGUGGGACGAAGUUCGUUUUGCGAUGUCAGCCUUCACAUACUUCGACGCGCUUGACGAGGUAGCACUGCGUGAAGGUUGCAUAGUAGCAAAGAUGAAAACUUACGCGAUAAACGAAACGGUGCUCGGUGACGGAGUUGGAGUUCAGAAUUUUGUAUAUUUUAUUCUCUCAGGGCGAUGUCAAAUGAUAGAGUCGAUUCAAGUAAUAGCAACUAAGCGCUUAAGAAAAACACACUACAGUCUGUACGAUCCUUAUGUAGCAAAUGAAGAGGAAAGUGAACAAGAUUUGGAUACUAAAUACUUUAGAGCUUAUACAAAAAUAAGUAAAGACGAACGCGAUUCUGCCGUGACAGUUGGAAGUACUCGUAAAGUACAAUCCCCAAGUUUAACUAAACCAGAUAAUUCUUUGAAAGAUGUACAGAGAAGUGAGAAUGCGAGUGAAACUGAAAAACCUCGUAAGGAAAGUGCUGAUUUGCAAAGUAUUGCGCAACUUAAAUCAGAAGAAACCUCUAAACAAUUUAGAGCUUCUAUUAGGUUAGUUAUAAUAAGUAAUAUUCCUGAAGUGGGUGGGGAUGUAAAGCCAAAAGAAAACCUCAAAACGUAUUUUAUGCAGUAUGAUUCUGCCGUGACAGUUGGAAGUACUCGUAAAGUACAAUCCCCAAGUUUAACUAAACCAGAUAAUUCUUUGAAAGAUGUACAGAGAAGUGAGAAUGCGAGUGAAACUGAAAAACCUCGUAAGGAAAGUGCUGAUUUGCAAAGUAUUGCGCAACUUAAAUCAGAAGAAACCUCUAAACAAUUUAGAGCUUCUAUUAGAAUAAGUAAUAUUCCUGAAGUGGGUGGGGAUGUAAAGCCAAAAGAAAACCUCAAAACGUAUUUUAUGCAGGUUUGUCAGUUUAACCCUGGAUCAACUUUUGGUUUUGGAGAAAACCUGCGUGACCGUCGCAUCGUCGCUCUAACUCCUGUUAGCUGUAUGCUUCUUCCAAAAAUAUGGCUCCUUCAACGUAACACUGCCAACAUUUGGACAAGAAUACAACAUUAUUUGGAAAAGAAGAUUCCAAAAAAAAAGCAAUUAUUUAAACAGUUUGUAUCGGCAAGACGAUGGGAGGAGUUUAGAGACAACUUGGUAGAAGACGUGAUGUCCCGCACCAACGGUGUUAAUUGGACAUCCGCCCACGAUGUGCCAUAUUCCAUUAGAAUGGAGGAGAUGUUGGACAUUUAGUUAAUAAUUAUUACACUUUAACCUUCAUACUAAUGUUAAUUCUUAAUAAUUAUAUCUAUAAUAUA
Molecule: messenger RNA, 3501 nt
Organism: Bicyclus anynana (squinting bush brown)
Lineage: Eukaryota; Metazoa; Arthropoda; Insecta; Lepidoptera; Nymphalidae
Exons: 11
Coding region: 1613-3436 (607 amino acids)
Source: RefSeq, a predicted model, not a curated record